CCGUUGAUGAGGGUAGAAUAAAAGCAACAGGAGGAAAACACUGUAACUUUAAAGCUGCAGUAACAUUUGAGCAGUUUAAUGUAAAAAUAGCACAUUGGAUACUUUUUUUUUCUUUUUUGUUUUCUUUAAGAAAACACACUUCCUGUUCUGUUUUCUUGCAGCAAAUAUUUCCAGGACAUCUGGUAACAGUUUAAAAUAUGGAACAGAUUUUUUUAAAUAAACCUUUUAGGUGGACUGAUAGCUUGAGGUUGGCGUACAUUUGUUGUUUCGUUGGCUGUGCGGUUUGCUACAAUUUGGAUGUGGAACAUUCUAUGGCUUUUCGCGGUCCCAGUGGUUCUUUAUUUGGAUAUUCAGUUUCAUUGCACAGCCAUGGAAAUCAAAAAUGGGUCUUAGUGGGAGCUCCAGUGGCUAAUUCAACUUUCAACCCUUCCAUCGUAAACCCCGGUGCGGUUUACAAAUGCAGCAUCAAAAACACGUCUGAGGACUGUGAGCAGCUGUCAAUAGGAAGUGAAAAGGAAGUCCAAUGUGGGAGGACGUGCCAAGCAGAGAGAGAUAACCAGUGGCUUGGUGUUAGUUUAUCCAGACAACCCCAAACAGAUGGGUAUAUUGUGGCAUGUGGACAUCGCUGGAAAAACAUUUUUUACACAAAUGGAGAUAAUCAAAACAAACUACCCCAUGGUGUUUGUUACAAGAUACAACCAGACUUAAACUCCGGCAGUCAGCCAAUGACUCCAUGUUAUAUAGAUCACCAACGAAAAUUUGGUGACAGGUAUGGCUCUUGUCAAGCUGGGAUGUCUAAUUUCCUAAUGGAGGAUUUGAUUGUUAUUGGAGCCCCUGGAUCUUUCUACUGGACAGGUUCUGUUUUAGUGUAUAACACAUCCGAUAACACGUUACAUGCGUACAUUGAUGAUGAAAACGAAGUCCUUUAUGGAAGCUACCUAGGAUAUUCUGUUGGUGCUGGACACUUUAUUGACUCCCAGGGCACUGAUGUUGUAGGAGGGGCACCCCAGCAUGGGCAGACUGGUAAAGCUUAUAUCUUCAAACUUUUGCCAAAGUAUUUGUCAAUAGUUUUUGAAGCAAGCGGAAAGAAGCUUGGUUCCUAUUUUGGUUCUUCUGUCUGUGCUGUUGACCUCAAUUCGGAUGGGCUGUCCGAUUUACUGGUUGGGGCGCCAAUGUACAGCACUGUAAGGGAGGAAGGAAGAGUUUACAUUUAUAUGAACUUGGGCAAUGCUAAUAUGAAGGAGCUAGAUUUUGAAUUAGCGGGGAGCGACUUGUAUUCAGCAAGGUUUGGAGAAACUAUCACAAAUCUAGGAGACAUCGAUGAUGAUGGUUUUCCGGAUGUUGCUAUUGGAGCACCACAGGAAGAAGAUCUACAGGGAGCUAUUUACAUCUACAAUGGCAGGAAGAAAGGGAUAUCUCAGUCCUAUUCCCAAAGAAUAACUGGAAACUUAAAUGGCAAUGUCUUCAAGAUGUUUGGCCAGUCCGUGUCUGGAGGCAUCGAUGUGGAUGGCAAUGGUUACCCAGAUGUAGCAGUAGGUGCUUUUAUGUCUGAUUCUGCUGUAGUACUGAGGACACGGGUCGUGGUGAUUGUAGAGGCCUCCUUGAUUCUUCCUCCUUCUGUCAAUCGCACCAAGCCUGAGUGUGUUGAAAAUGGACAGCCUGCUGUCUGUAUGAAUAUCACUCUGUGCUUUAAGAUCAAAGGAAGGGACAUUCCAGGGCACAUAGGUCUCCUGUACAAUCUGACUGCUGAUGUCCACAGAAAGGCUGGGUUUCCUUCUAGGUUUUAUUUUAUUGGAAAUGGAACCUCCAACCACACAUCAGGAAAGGUUGAGGCGUCCCACAAUCAUGUAAACUGUGUGACUCACCAGGCCUUUAUGAGAAAAGAAAUACGUGAUAUUUUCACUGCCAUCAAAUUUGAGGCAGCGUAUCAGCUUGGGGAGCAUGUUGUGAAAAGAGACGCCCCAAGCCUAUUUCCACCGCUUCGACCCAUCCUACAACAGAGAGAAGAGGAGGAGAAUCAUGUCAGGAACAAGGUCUUUUGCCGGUACUGUGUUUGGGAAAACUGCUCUACCAAUUUGCAGGUUUCUGCAAAGCUUGGCUUGCCACAGAUUCAUGAAGACAAGCCUUAUUUCGCUCUUGGGAAUGGAAAGAUUGUGAUGUUGAAUGUGACUUUAUACAAUGCAGGGGAUGAUGCAUUCCAAGCUUCUCUGCACAUCAGAUUCCCUGACACUCUGUACUUUGUUAAAGUUUUAGACUCGGAAGAGAAACACAUUAGCUGUGAUAUAGCGGAAGAUGAUAGGUCGGUUGUGGGGUUGGAUUGUAGUGUUGGCCAUUUAUAUAUCAACUCUCUGACAAAGACAGAUGUCACUUUCUUUCUGGAUGUGAACAAAGACAGUGUUCCAGAGGAUCUCAACAUAACAGUUAAUGCAACCUGUGAAAGUGUAGAAAGAGCAGAUCUUCUUCAUGAUAAUAUUGCAACUUUAAUAUUGCCUUUGAGAUAUGGGGUUGACUUAAAUGUCCAUGGGUUUGUGUCACCCUCUUCAUUUGUAUUUGAAGAGAUGCAGAAUAAAUCUGAUUGUUUUACUAAGACGUUUAAUUAUACUUUUACCGUAGUUAAUGUUGGCUUCAGCAAGGCCCCUGACUCUAGACUGGAGAUCAGUAUUCCUAAUUCCAUUGCACCACGCCCAUUCAAACUGUUCAACGUUUUGGAUAUUAAGACUUCGCUUGGAGAAUGUUAUCUUCCGAAUAAUACAAAAGACUGUGAUGUACCAGAUCCAUCAUUUACUGAGGAUGUCGUGUUUUUCUUUUCAAAAACAACAACCAGGCAAUUGUACUGUAUGGAGGAUGACAGUUCUUGUUUAAAUAUAUUUUGUGACCUUGGAGAAAUGGAAACCAGAAAGGAAGCCACUGUUCAGCUACAGCUGGAGCUAACACCUUUAGUUUUGGCAUUAGGUAGAACUUCCAUUUUUUAUAUUGAAACAAUAGCUGACGCAUUUCCCAAGCAGGACAGAUAUGUGAUUGAACUACAAAAAUACCAGUUUGCAAGUAUUAUUUUGGAAGCCCAUCACGAUCAGAAGCCAGUGAGGAGAGUAGAAGUAUCCAUUGUUGUAUUCAGCCUAUUUGUGGGGCUCUUUAUACUCUUGCUGCUUAUAUAUUUCCUUUGGAAGGUUGGCUUUUUUAAAAGACAUUUUAAAAUGAAAGAACAGGACCAUCGAGAAAGCUGGAACUAUGUAAAUAAGACUCAAGAUGUCUAUUGACAACAGAACCACCAACGGUAGAGAACAUCUGGAUAUUAAAAAGAAAAAAACUAGUACAAACUCAAGGAAAAACAAACAAAAUAUUGUUAUAGAAUGGUUUUUAAAACCAGAUCGUGUUUUUUAAAGCAGCAUUAAGACUUCAAACAAGCAUAUGUAUUUCAAAGUUAAAGAAGAACUGGUUUCUAUCAGAGACAGUGUUACGUGUUACUGUCAAGUACAGUAUGCUGUAUGCAGAGUUCUUUCAAAGGUGAUACAAUUCAAAGACAAUGAACUUACUUUUAAUAUCACCUUGUUUUAAAUUUGAUUUUAUGAAACCUUGUUAGAUACAUUGUCAACGAGACAAAUUAAAUGCACUUUAUCUUUUAAAUCUGAUAAGCUGGAAUGUAUUCACUAAGUGCAUCUCUGAACCACAGCAUAUUAACAAUCAUAUUAUACCUCAGGUGAUAAAACCAAAUUACAGGGGGACCAGACACUGCAUCAGUGACCAAACACAUUUAAAUGGUAUAAAAUAGUUACAUAUUAUUGUACUAGUAUCUGCAGCACAGAAAUGCUCUAUUUGUUAAAUAUAGUUUUAUUCACCAGCUUAUGGGCCAGAUCACACCAGCUCUUGCUAACUGGCUAAAUCAAGAUAAAGUAAUUUUAAUUUUAUUUUUUUCUUUAAUGCCACCUUACAUAGGAAGCACCAAGAACUGAACUGUGAUUACAAAAUAUACAAUGGAUUUGUAUGUUUCUGUACAAAUAUUUCAAAUUACACAGCAAUAUGUAAAAAAUAAAAAUUAAAUGUAAUCAUUAUUUUACAUACUUUUUUACGACUUCUAGUCAGGUGACCUUAAAAUAUGAUUGGGUACAAAAAGCACAAGGAAAACAAGAAGAAAACUAAGUUUUUUUUUUCUUCUUGUGGAUGGAUACAAAACCAAGAAUGCAUCCUGUAUGAACAAUAAAUAAAGCUACAUGUACAUCUCGUUUUGAUACAGGCCCUCCUGUGGAGAGUCUUCUUUAAAUAGUUUUUACAACUUGAAUACAGUUAUACACGUUCACAUCUGCAAAGAUACUCCCUCUAUUGUAGCCAUAGACAACUCAUUUUACUAGUUUACAAUGAUAAGUGCUAGUUGUGAGGCUUAAAGCACACAAUUUGAAUAGUCUAACUGAAUGUUGGCUCUUUAUUAAAUGUGUGAAAUGUGUCUCAGUGAAUACGGGACUCCAGCUCAGAAGCCAAACAGUGAAUUAAUUACCCUCCCCUUACCUCUUGCAACAGUGUUUGUAAUGCUUGGUAACUUGUCUUAAGUAAAACUCUUACAAUAAAUUUCUGGGACCUAAAAAACAGCUGCCUUUGAGAACACUGCACCUGCAAUGAUAAUGCAAAAUAAUAAUGGCAUUUGUUCUGUGCUUUUCUUUUUUUUAUAAAAGUGCAUUGUUUGUAUAUUUGUCAUAUUUUAUAGACAAUAAGUUAAGAGCUCUACAUUCUUUUCAAUUCUCUCUCUCUCUCUCUCUCUCUCUCUCUCUCUCUCUCUC
Messenger RNA from Polyodon spathula (Mississippi paddlefish), 4769 nucleotides. Its product is annotated as integrin alpha-4-like. The coding region runs from base 198 to 3257 and encodes 1019 amino acids. NCBI's taxonomy places the organism in Eukaryota, Metazoa, Chordata, Actinopteri, Acipenseriformes, Polyodontidae. Gene Ontology annotation, biological process: integrin-mediated signaling pathway; cell adhesion mediated by integrin; cell-matrix adhesion. Gene Ontology annotation, cellular component: external side of plasma membrane; integrin complex. Gene Ontology annotation, molecular function: integrin binding. The transcript has 28 exons. The record is from RefSeq and is a predicted model, not a curated record.